AUGACGAAUCUAUUAGCUUUGUGUCUUGUCUUAACCACUUUAUUCACGGCGGAGGUAUGGUCUCCUAGCCCAUCCACGACCACUCAACAAACCGUGGUGACGUCUGAGGAAGACGUCAUCGUCAAAGACGGCCAUCGCGUUGUGGUUGUUGAGUACGACCGCGACGGUAAAACCAACACCAGAGUCUCCAUCUCGCCGCCAUCUGCAGAUCAAGAAGAACAAAAACAAGAACAUGGAAGCACUAUCUUUAGAAACGCUAAGGAGAAAGCGAAAGAAACGGCGUCGUAUUUUCCAAACGUAGGCCAAGGCAUCUCUCAACCGGCUGCGACUGAGGAGGAGGCGCGUGAUCAUCACCACGCGACGGCUGGGGAAGUCAUAUGCGACGCGUUUGGUAAGUGUAGGCAGAAGAUAGCGAAUGUUGUUGGUCGGGCUAAAGACAGAGCCUCUGACACCGGAGAGAAUAUGUAUGAUGCCGGAGACGCUGCGGCGGGUAAGGCUUAUGAUGUGAAGGAGACGGUAGCACGUGGGGCACGUGACGUGGAAGACACGGUUGCUGAUAAAGCGGGUUACGCUAAGGAGAGUGUGGCCCAUAAAGCUCAAGAUGUUAAAGAAAAAGUCACCCAAAAGGCUCAUAACGUGAAAGACACCAUGGCCCAUAAGGCCCAUGAGUCGAAGGAGAGGGUGAAAGACGAAGUGAGAGAGAAGGCUCAUGAACUGAAGGAGAAGGCUGCUCACAAGUCUCAUAACGCGUGGGAGAGAGCUAAGACGGCGGCGCGUGAGUUGGGGACAAUAACGGCGAAGGCGAUGAGUCCUACUAAGGUAGCGAGCGUGGUGGGGUUGACUGCGAUUGCGGCUGCGUUUGGGACUUCCGUGUGGGUCACGUUUGUGUCUAGCUACGUGUUGGCCUCAGUGUUGGGGAGGCAGCAGUUUGGGGUUGUGCAGAGUAAGCUGUAUCCUGUUUACUUCAAGGCGACAUCUGUCGGAAUCUUGGUUGGUUUGCUUGGCCACGUGCUUAGCAGGAGGAGGAAGAUACUUACUGAUGCCACGGAGAUGUGGCAAGGUGUGAACCUUUUGUUUGCCUUCUUUAUGAUUGAGGCUAAUAAGUCAUUUGUCGAGCCACGUGCCACCAAGGCGAUGUUUGAGAGGAUGAAGGCGGAGAAGGAAGAAGGAAGAGGAGGAGGAGAGAGGACGAGUGAGCAAGAAGUGAGGAUGAAACUGGAAAAGCUAAGCGAGAGGCUGAGCAAGCUCAACACGUACUCAUCUUGGUUGAAUAUAAUGAUGCUCAUGUCUCUAGCCUGGCACUUUGUUUAUCUCGGCCAGAGACUUGGUGCAGCUUGUUGA
Molecule: messenger RNA, 1341 nt
Organism: Eruca vesicaria subsp. sativa (arugula)
Lineage: Eukaryota; Viridiplantae; Streptophyta; Magnoliopsida; Brassicales; Brassicaceae
Source: the annotation of a GenBank genome assembly